AUCCCGGAGCAUCUGUGAGGAACGCGUGCGCAAGGCAUUGUGGGAGAGGCGGGUAUGUUUCCGUCAUGGCGGCGUCGAUUUCGGGUUACACUUUUAGUUCUGUGUGUUAUCACAGCGCCAACAGCAACUCUGACCAUGAGGGAUUCCUGUUGGGAGAAGUGAGGCAAGAGGAGACUUUAAGCAUAAGUGACUCUCAGAUUAGUGCGUCUGAGUUCCUGCACAUAGUAGAGGUCCAUAAUCAUGAACCAUGUGCACAGCUGUUUAGCUUUUAUGACUACGCAGGUAAAGUCAAUGAAGAAAAUCUCAACAGAAUCCUCAAAGACAGAAGAAAAAAUGUUAUUGGCUGGUACCGGUUCCGCAGGAACACACAGCAGCAAAUGUCGUUCAGGGAACAGGUGAUCCAUAAACAGCUCACGCACAUACUGGGCAUCCCAGAUCUCGUCUUCCUUCUCUUCAGCUUCAUCUCGACAGCCAACAGUUCAACCCACGCACUAGAAUACGUUCUCUUCAGGCCCAACAAAAGCAGGUAUAAUCAGAGGAUAUCUUUGAGCAUCCCAAACCUGGGCAACACCAGUCAGCAGGAGUAUAAAGUGUCUUCUGUCCCCAACACCUCAAAGAACUAUGCCAGUGUUAUUAAAGAACAUGGAGCGGAGUUCUUUGACAAGGAUGGAGUGAUGAAAGAUAUUCGAGCAAUUUUCCAGGUGUACAGUGCCCUUCAGGAGAAAGUCCAAGCUGUUUGUGUGGAGGUGGAUCAAAGCGAACGAGUGAAGGAGAAAAUCCAGGAGGAAGUUAAAAAGCUGAAAGAGGAGAUUGCCCUCAGAAAACGUAGAACCACUGCAGAGGAGAGGAGAAACCAAGAGUCUCAGAAUUCUGACACCCACUUGUUGCAGGACGACUCGGUUCUGUCUGAUUCCUCCCCUCCUUUGCUGUCACGAGUGGCUCUCCAAAGCCCUCCUCUGGAGCCGAGCUUGGAUUGGCACACAAACUCAGAGCCUGCAGCACUUUACACCAACGAGCUGGCACCCGACCCACCUAGUGCCAUCCUCCUGCCCCGGCCCCAGGCCGUGGGCUCGCCUGGACAUCCCUCACCUAGUCCAGGCAUGGGCAACGGAGACGGCUCCAGCUCCGACUCUUUAAACCGACACACCAUUGGUCAGGAAGACCACGAUGACGAAGUUGAUGAUGAAGAUGAGGACAGUAGCGAAUAUGAGAACUUAGUUAGUGAGCAGUUUCAAUCUUCUCAUUUGACUGAAUCUUUAGGACGACCGGCCACACUCUGGCCUGAUGGAGAUGCUCAUAGCUCUAGUGGCUCAUCCUGAUCCAUCACCCAAAUCAGGGGAGAGAUGGACAAAUGGACAGAGCUAGGCAUUAUGGGAAAAGAGAGAAGAGAGGGGGAUGAGAAAGAAUGGCAGGUGACCACUGUAUUUUGCUGCAGGACGGCAGCAGGGGAAAAUCCCUUAUUUACAUCUGCCAUUUUGACCAAGUGAACUGGUCAUUCUUUUUUCUUCUCUCUCUCUCCUUCCCUCCCUUUCUCUCUCUCUCUCUCUUCGUUUCUCUCUCUUUCUCAUCUCCUCAGCUCUCUCUGACAGGAGUGGCAUCAUCCCACUUAUCAAUUACUUAUAAGCACUGCUACCAACCUAGUAUAUGCGAUUAUUAGCAUUUACUUCUUGGACUAUUUUUGACCUUCUUUUAAAUCCACAUUUAACUAGAAAAAGCAAAGGGAACGAUGUCUUCGACAACGAUGCCUUUAAACUCAUCUUUGUGAGUUCGCUUGGCACCGUCAACUUUAUUUCAGUUUGACUCUCACUUAUUUUAUUCCCAAAUCAUAAAAACUGAAUUAAAUAAUUAAAUAAUUUCUUUAUGGAAUCUACCAAAAAAAAAAAAAAGGAUACUUUGGCCAUUUAUAUAUUUUUUUUAAGGGGUGCUUAUAUUACUUACAAAUCCAAAUUAAUAAUACCAUUUGAUUUAAAUGGCAAAAGUCUCCCUAAAUGAACAGAUAUUGUGUUCAUCUGCACUUUUCAUUGUACUUUAUAAGAAUCCAAUUAGUCAUAUGGUUGGAGUAAACGUCUCUCUUCCAUGCCACUAAACUCCAGCUUGUUGUGUGUUAAACUGCAGAGGGCAGAAAAAGUAAGCCUUCCCAAACCUUUUAAUCUCAGGAUUCUUUUACAGCAGCUUGUAUAAAAUCCAUCCCACGUCCUGCCCUCAAAGCUUUGGUACAAUCUUAAAAACUGGAUUUGUCAAAGCAUUGGAGUGGUACAUCGAUCAAGCUCACCUUUCUCUUAUAAAUUGAACCUCUAAAGGUGAAUGUGAAAGGGUUAAUAGUCAGUUAUAAGAACGCUGACCUCCACUCAGAUUUACUUCUUUACCAUGCAACAGAUGCCACAUCGACAUGUGCAUUUUGGAGGUGGAAACAUGCUUUUUUUUUUAUAUUAUUUUGCAAAGUUUAUCUUUAAGCUUUUGAUUUGCUUUGCCUCACUUGAUCUGACAGGAAAGUGUGCUGUCUUAAAAGUGCAUUCAUUCCACACUUAAGGAAUAUCACUUAGAUUUCUCUAAAGUCUCUGUAUAAUAAGGACUUGCCUAUAAAGUGAAUUCUGUAUGGAGUCUACAAUUAACAAAUGACAUCUUAAAAUGUUUAGUUGCUCUAUAGUUAUUAACGGCCAUGUCAUCGGUUCCUUGUCCUUCAGACAUUUUAACAUCAGGUGAAAUGGGAGUCGCUCCCCUUUCAUCUCUUCCAGUGUUAAGCAGAUCAAAGGCACAUGACUGGUUUUAAUUCUACAAAUUUGCAUUUAAUCGAUAUAUUUGAAUAGAAGUUUCUUUGUUUGGUCUUUUGUGUAUUCAUGCAACGACCAUAAGCAUUCAACAUGCAGUCUGGUUGUGGUACAUGUUUUAGACAAGAAGGUCAAACCCAGUAACGAUUAAUAAAGAUGCGGUUAUAAUGUUAAUAGAAAUCUGUUUAAAUCAUGACUGACAUCGGGAGAUGCAGCACUGUAUUAUUAUAACUAGCAAUAUUGUAUUUGCGUAAAAAAAAAAAUGAAAGCCAGAAACCUACAUUAUUAUACAGAAUAUAAUAUAUAAGGCUUGUAUAUGUUUUUUUUUUUUUUUUUUUUUUUUGUAUACAAGUCUUAUACAUAGUCAGAGCUGUGAAGAAUGUUCCAGAAUAAUAAAACCAUUAUAAACACACAAACGAG
Messenger RNA from Silurus meridionalis, 3188 nucleotides. RefSeq names its product abraxas 2, BRISC complex subunit (gene abraxas2). The transcript has 9 exons. Gene Ontology annotation, biological process: protein K63-linked deubiquitination; mitotic spindle assembly; attachment of spindle microtubules to kinetochore. Gene Ontology annotation, cellular component: nucleus. The record is from RefSeq and is a predicted model, not a curated record. The coding region runs from base 66 to 1319 and encodes 417 amino acids. Lineage: Eukaryota; Metazoa; Chordata; Actinopteri; Siluriformes; Siluridae. Gene Ontology annotation, molecular function: microtubule binding; polyubiquitin modification-dependent protein binding.